Messenger RNA from Vollenhovia emeryi, 1729 nucleotides. RefSeq lists its product as uncharacterized. The record is from RefSeq and is a predicted model, not a curated record. Lineage: Eukaryota; Metazoa; Arthropoda; Insecta; Hymenoptera; Formicidae. Gene Ontology annotation, molecular function: sequence-specific DNA binding. The coding region runs from base 740 to 1639 and encodes 299 amino acids. The transcript has 6 exons.
GUUUUAAGUUUGCAAAUAAAAGCGGAGUUUCCUAACAACUCGCGUGGACGCGCUAUAACGUUUCGUCGCGACGGGUCCCUGACGUUUUUCGCACGCGACGAGAUUAGGCGACAGUAAAGCCCUUUCUUCUUCCUUUUCUUUUGUUAACUUCUAAUUCGAUUGUCUGUGCAUCAAAGGUAUAGGAGUCGAAUCUUUCAAAACGCUUCCAAAUCAAGUCUUCAUGUUCGAAUUUGAAUCAAUUUUUGCUGGGCUCGUAUAUCGACUUGAAAAUAAACCCACAAACUUGAUCGUUUUAAAAAUGACUUUAUUAUCACAUACGAAAUCGACUCGCCGAUGAUUCGGAGACGUCGAGUUAUUCGAAUUCGAGUCUCUUUGAUUCGAAAACGAGUCGAAUCGAACCUUGGGUGAUUCGAUUCGAGCAAUAAAACGGGAACAGAAUGUCAGAACAGUCCGUGUAACGUCUCGGCCCGAGAUCUCGAUUUUUGAAUUCAUUCGAGUUGGUGGGGAAAUCAGGGGAAAAGCGUAGAUGAGAUGAUGGGGACGUGGGGAGGUGGAAUCGUGUGUGUGUGUGUGUGUGUGUGCCAUUUUAACGCUGUACGUGGCGACGUGAUUAUAAGGAAGGACGUGAAAAAUAUAUCUUCUAUUUACUGUCGCAACAAGUAUACUUGCGAGAUAUAUUUUUGGUUACCGGAUACAUUUUUCAUAAUGGUUAGCAUGUGUUGCAUUUGUCGAAUAGAACAUGGAGCUGUGGAAAACGUUAGUCAUCAUGGUAACAGCAAUUGCACUGUACUUCUUUCUCUCAUGCCUACCGAAGAAAGAGGAUUUAAAAAUGAAAUGGUACGCAAAUAUCGGGCGCAAAGUUGGUCGAUGGAGCGCCGUUUGCAGUCAACAUUUUCAAGAAGAAGAUUUUCGUUACAAGAUAAUCGGCGGUGCCGUAAGGAGAUUUUUAGUGCCUACAGCAAUACCUUCUUUAUUGCUUAACAAAUCGGACGAUGUGCAAGUUAAGACUGAACGAACAAUUGAGGAUGACGUUUCACAAGCUACUCCAAACAUCGUUAAUGACACUGCAUUAUUGAACAAUUCAUCAGAAAUUAGUUUUGUAGAUUGUAAGGAAUACCAGAAUAUAAACAGUAUAGUCAGUGACGAAGGCAGCAAAGCACCAACCUUGGAAAGGCAAUAUUACGUACAAGUUAAGGCUGAACAGACAAAUGAGGAUAACGUUUCACAAGCUACUCCAGACUUAAACAUCUUUAAUGAUACUGCAUUAUUAGACGAUUCGUCAGAAAUUAGUUUUGAAGAUUGUAAGGAAUACCAGAAUAUAAACAAUAUAGGCAGUGACGAAGGCAGCAAAGCACCAAUCAACAUAGAAAGGGUAGUACAGCAGCCCCUUACAGAUGCAGAACGUUGGUGCAAUGCUCGCUAUAUAGGAGAUUUACAAAGAAUUGAUUUUACUUCCGAUAAGAGUUGGAUAAUUGUACAAGACUUUUUGAAAAAUAUGAGAAGAAAGCAAAGAACUUCGAACCAAAAAAUACACCGCUUAAAUCGCAAAGUUAAAUCGUUGAAAGCAUUACUUAACCAUUUCAAGCAGAAUAGCAAACUUUCAAAUAAAGCUGGCACUUCAUUAGAAAUAGGUAAUUAGUUUCUCUUACUGUAUUGACAAAUCUGAAUGUUAUAUGACGCAAUUAUGUUAGCGUAAAGAUGAAUAAUAAUUUACAAUUUACAAACCUAA